Molecule: messenger RNA, 734 nt
Organism: Rhagoletis zephyria (snowberry fruit fly)
Lineage: Eukaryota; Metazoa; Arthropoda; Insecta; Diptera; Tephritidae
Source: RefSeq, a predicted model, not a curated record
GUAACUCGAUUCAUUUUGAUAAUAGUUGUUUCUCGUUGGUCUCUAUUAACGAAUUUAUCUAUAUCAAAGUAUAUGGUAUUAUAUAAAAAAGAAACUGGUUGGGAUCCGCAAUAACCGAUAUAAAAUCCUUAUCUCGUUUAAAUUGUGAUAAAAAGGUGUUUCAGAAAAUAUAACUAGUGGUUAUCUAAUCUACUAGGCCUAACCGGAUAAAAACAAAAUAUAAAACCCAUAGCACUUUCAAUUCACCCCAAUCGUCUCAUCCCUCUUGCACAUAUUCGCCCCAUCAUUGUUUGUAUACGCCAGCUGAUUUCAUACAAAGCAACUUGUUUUUGCUUUCAUUUCGUUUUGUGCUCAGUUUUUGAGAAACUCUUCAAAGUGGCAUUAGAUUUUUCGGACAUGUUGAAAUUUUUGCUUACGUUCGGUGCUGGUAUAUAUACCGGAAUAUACCUAAGUCAAAAUUAUGAGGUUCCUCGUGUGGAUGAACCCGGAAAAUUGGUCGAGAAGAUAAAAGAAUUUGCCGACGAACACCGAAAAAAAUCGGCAGCAGAGCAGCUCAUGCAUGAUGUGAAGAAGAACGCUAAAAAGUUAAUUGAGUAACUUUUCUGUCUGCGCGUGAUUUACAUUUACAAUAAUUCUAUUGUACCACCGAUAUUUUUAUUUGCUUUUUUAGUGUUAACAAUGUUCGCAUAUCAUAAGUAUAGACUGUUGAAUACAUGAAAAAAAGUAAACAUGAA